Messenger RNA from Sitophilus oryzae (rice weevil), 3000 nucleotides. Its product is annotated as ionotropic receptor 40a-like. Gene Ontology annotation, molecular function: serine-type endopeptidase activity; glutamate-gated receptor activity. The record is from RefSeq and is a predicted model, not a curated record. Gene Ontology annotation, biological process: proteolysis. The transcript has 19 exons. Bases 74 to 2539 code for a protein of 821 amino acids. Gene Ontology annotation, cellular component: membrane. NCBI's taxonomy places the organism in Eukaryota, Metazoa, Arthropoda, Insecta, Coleoptera, Curculionidae.
AGUGCAUAUAUGUAUCUUGAAAAUGAAUAAAAACAAGUUACAAAAUUAGUAAACUGUUUAACUUUAGAAAAAUAUGAUGAUUACAAGGAGUCGAGUUUUUGUUUUAUUUGUGUUUAGAGUUUUUCUUUUGAAUAAUGUCACUGGCAUAAAAGUCUUUGAUGAUUCUUUAAAAGUGGUACAUGGGGAUGAAGUUGUACCUCACUCACUUCCAUAUGUUGUAGCUCUAAAAACAGUGAUCGAUGAGAAGGAAGUUCAAUGUGGAGGAUCACUGAUCCAAGCUAAUAAAGUUUUAACAGCUGCAUAUUGUGUCUAUGGAGCUGAAACAGUAGAGGUAAUUUUGGGUGCACAUAAUUUGACAAUUGUGGAAGACACUCAAGUACAUCUUGAAUCCUCUAACUUUACGGUUCAUGAAGAAUAUGAUACCGAAAAUCAUUUAAAUGAUAUUGCAGUAGUAUACUUAUCAGAAGAUGUAACUUUAACAGCUGAAAUUCAAAGCAUUAAUGCUGAAAAUGGCGGUGAUUUGAUAAAUGCAGUGACUGAUAUGAUCAAGGGGUUCCCACAAAAUGAAAUUAAGAUUUGCUACACUACCCACAAUAAAGAUUUUCUAGAGCAUCUUGUAAAACAGUUUGAUACAAAAAGAAUUAGUGUAAUGCUUUUUAAUUUAUCUACUAUCGAAACACAAGAAAAGUAUUAUGAUACUAUAAAAUACAAUAUGGAAAAUAACAAGAUAUCAUACACUGUAUUCUUUGGAUCCCAUAAAUUUUAUGAACACCUUUUAAUAGAGAUCAAUAAUCGAAAUUUUAUACGAAGAAACUUAGUUUAUAUAUUUAACUGGGGUAGACAGGCCCUCACUGGUGCGUUUCUUCAGAACAUCCAUCAUGCUAUGAGAGUCUUCAUUAUCACCAAUCCAAGAAAUGACGCGUUUAGACUGUAUUUUAACCAAGCUACAUCACAUAGAAAACACCAUCUGGGUAUGGUGAACUGGUGGAAUCAGAAGGGUGGACUUUUUACUCAUCCAACCUUGCCCAAUAAAAAAUCAGUUUAUAAAGAUUUUCAUGGAAAAGUGUUAAAAGUUCCAGUUCUACACAAACCUCCAUGGCAUUUCGUAAAAUAUUACGAAACAAACCACACGUUCAAAGUGCUUGGUGGAAGAGAUGAUAGAAUUCUUUCUUUGCUAUCGAAGAAACUAAAUUUCAAGUAUCAUUAUUUUGAUCCACCUCAACGCAUCCAAGGAUCGCCCAUAUCCGAAAAUGGUACAUUCAACGGCGUUAUGGGCCUAAUGUUGCAAAGAGAAGCAGAUCUUUUUAUUGGAGACGUAGGUAUCACCUACGAAAGAUCUCAUGCCGUUGAAUUUUCCUUCAUCACAUUGGCAGAUAGCGGAGCUUUUGUAACACAUGCCCCAAGCAGACUCAAUGAGGCAUUGGCUUUGUUAAGACCCUUUCAAUGGCAGGUAUGGCCUGCUAUCGGAGUAACAUUUAUUAUAGUAGGUCCUUUUCUAUACGCGUUGAUCGCUUUACCUAACUUAUGGCAACCCAGGUUUAGAGUUAGAUCUCAUGCCAGACUAUUCUUCGACUGUACAUGGUUUACCGUAACAAUAUUGUUGAAACAAACUGGUCGAGAACCAAGUUCUACAAUCAAAGCGAGAUUUUUUAUUAGUCUGCUGUCAAUUUCGGCGACUUACGUUAUUACUGACAUGUAUUCGGCCAACUUGACUUCCUUACUAGCUCGACCUGGCAGAGAAAAAGCUAUAAAUAAUUUAUAUCAACUUCGAGAUGUUAUGUCCACUGCAGACUACCAUUUAUAUGUCGAAAGGCAUAGUCCUUCUUUUUCUUUAUUAGAGAACGGUACAGGAAUUUAUGGCGAAAUCUGGAACAUCAUGGAACGAAAACAAGAAAAAUAUGUCGUGGAGUCGGUAGAAGAAGGAGUUAAACUAGUGAAAGAUAGAAAAGAUGUCGCUGUGAUGGCGGGCAGGGAAACGUUAUUUUUCGACAUUCAACGUUUUGGUUCAGAUAAUUUUCAUCUCAGUAAAAAACUAAACACGGCAUAUUCAGCUGUAGCUUUACAACUAGGGUGCCCUUACAUUGAAGAAAUUAAUAAAAUACUAAUGGCAAUCUUUGAAGCUGGAAUUAUUACCAAAAUGACGGAAAAUGAGUACGAAAAAUUGGGUAGGCAAAAAAAAGUUGCAGCGCCCGUAACUGAAGGUACUACUACAGUACAAGCUGGCAAAAAAGAGACUAAAAGGAUUGUUAAAGCGAGUGAAAAUAACGAGAAACUAAAACCAAUCAGCUUGAAAAUGCUUCAGGGCAGCUUCUACUUAUUAUUAAUUGGACAUUUGUUUUCCGGUUUGGUCUUGAUAGCGGAGAUACUUUUCAAGAAGCAAUAUGGCAAACUGAAACGAAAGAAGAAGAAAAAUGUAAUGCUUCAAAAAUGCAUAAAAAGAAUCAGAUUCAAUCUACGCAACUUUAAAAUGAGAAUUAUAAGAGCAUUUAAUAAUUUUAUGCACGACGCCUUUACACAAACUCUAGAAUAUAUUGAGUAACUGGCCACUUAUUAUUAUUUGUUUCAUCAUUAUUUUAGAAUUAUUUCUAAUAUAUCAAAUAUAAAGGUGAGUCUUAAAUAAGCGCAAAUAUUUUCAGGGGUGGUAGAUCUCGAUAAAAGAAACAUAUUUUCUCUACCGUUUUUCAAAGAAGUCAAAAAUAACCGAGUUAUUUAAGUUCGAAAAUUUAAAAAAAAAAUCUUUUUUUUUUGAAAAAAAUUUGAGAGCCACUGAAUUUUUUCUGUAAUUUGAUCUUCUAAUUUUAAUCUACUACCGAUGUUGUCACGUUUUUAAGAUAUAUUUUUUAACUGAAAAUUUAACAAUUUCUCCCAAAUAUUUGUAUUGCAAAGGCACGCUUCUUGUUUAAUGGUGUUUGAAGUUGUAUUGUUGUUGUAUUUAGAAGAAAUAAUUACUAACUCUGUCACUUGAAGAAAAUAAAUAAAACAACUUGAAUAUGAUGUAAA